AUGGAGGAGGUGAUGGAGGAGGUGAUGGAGGAGGUGAUGGAGGAGGUGAUGGAGGAGGUGAUGGUGGAGGUGAUGGAGGAGGAGAUGGAGGAAGUGAUGGAGGAAGUGAUGGAGGAGGUGACGGAGGAGGUGAUGGAGGAGGUGACGGAGGAGGUGACGGAGGAGGUGAUGGAGGAGGAGAUGGAGGAGGUGAUGGAGGAGGUGAUGGAGGAGGAGAUGGAGGAGGUGAUGGAGGAGGUGAUGGAGGAGGUGACGGAGGAGGUGAUGGAGGAGGUGAUGGAGGAAGUGAUGGAGGAGGUGAUGGAGGAGGUGAUGGAGGAGGUGACGGAGGAGGUGAUGGAGGAGGUGCUGGAGGAAGUGAUGGAGGAGGUGCUGGAGUAG
Messenger RNA from Knipowitschia caucasica, 381 nucleotides. The record is from the annotation of a GenBank genome assembly. Lineage: Eukaryota; Metazoa; Chordata; Actinopteri; Gobiiformes; Gobiidae.